UAUUGCUGCUAAUCUUUGUUUAUCACAAAAUUUACAAAUUCAUAAAGAAGGUGAUCAUCUCAAUAAAUUGCAUCUUAAUUCUGAAGAGUUUGACAGCAUAGAUAGUAGUACUGAAGAUUCAGAAUCUAACUCUAAAAGUGAAUAUGUUAAUGAUUUUAGUGAUGAAGUAGUACUUUUAGCUACAGUUUUGGAUCCUCAUCUUAAAG
Racocetra fulgida is the source of this 206-nucleotide messenger RNA. Lineage: Eukaryota; Fungi; Glomeromycota; Glomeromycetes; Diversisporales; Gigasporaceae. The record is from the annotation of a GenBank genome assembly.